Messenger RNA from Varroa destructor (honeybee mite), 3963 nucleotides. RefSeq lists its product as uncharacterized. The record is from RefSeq and is a predicted model, not a curated record. NCBI's taxonomy places the organism in Eukaryota, Metazoa, Arthropoda, Arachnida, Mesostigmata, Varroidae.
UCUUGCAUUUAAACUUGCUUUUGAUUAACCAUUUUUUAAUGAGCAACAACUUAUAUGAGAACUACCGUAUUUUCUGUACAAAAAUGGGUAUAGUCGCACAAAUUUCAUAUUAAUCUAUAUUACUAAACCUAACGUUUCUCUCUCUACUUCGAUCUCGUUCUGCCGUUCGUUUUGCCCAGUUACCUUUCAUCGAAUCGUCAGCGAUAAGCGAAAUGUUUUAACAGCUAGAACUUCCGGUCGUCGUUUUUCCACGAUUCUGGAAAAGAAGCUGCUCGUAAUUCUAUCUGCGCAAUAUUAGUUUUUUAUUGACACUGCUUGUUCGGUAAAUAACACGUUACCUAUGAUUUAUCAUUAGUGCGUCGGAUCCUACAAAAGGCACGGCAUCAACCUGCAUUAAUUGCCAUUCCUAUAUUGCAUCCACACACAAUCGCCUAUAUCGCCUUACUUACGUUCUGUAGACGUGUAAUAUUUACGCAUACGACGAGGGAAAUGUCCAUGCGUUGCCCCACUUAGUCUUCCCUUUAUUCAUAAUGUAUUUUUCCUCUGUAUACAUCUAUGCGCCUCGAUAUACAGACGAAAACCACGCCCUGCACCACUCGUUCCGUCAGUUACUGACAGCCGAAGCCCCUCGUUCCUGUAAGUGACAGCUCUGCAGCCGCGCUAAACAUUUCUACUUUGCACCCAGGCGAUAGUGGUUUUGCCUUGUCCCGCCUGUUUACACACGUCACUUGUUUGGACUAAUCCCAUUGAAACUACAUACUAGUACGAGGACAACUAUGAAGCGACCGACAAGAAAAGUCCGUGGUCGUUUCCCUGCCCUUAUUGGUGUUUCUUCUGUUGUGUUGUUAUUGCCGAUUAUUGUUUUUGUUGUUGUUGUUAUUUUUGUCCUAUACAGUCAAGUCCUAUCCGAGGCCAUUUUGAAGGAUUUCCGCCGGCGUGUCGCCAAAAUAAUAAUGAUUAUGAACGAUGUAUGAUGUCUCAUACGAUUCUUUCCUCUAAAGUGUAUCAUGUUCUCGUAAUAAACGUGCAUCAAGACUACAUCGGCCAGUAAAAAGUUAGCGGUUUAUGGCACGCCCAUGUUUUGACGUCAAACGAACUAUCGAUGAUUACUGCACGUUCACAACCUAUGUCACAGCAUAUAGCAUGUUGCCAUUACUAGCCUCUGCCGCUGUAUCUGAACUGCUAGUUCGACAGGUUUUCUAUGUGAGCCACUAACAGCUCCGUCAUGACGGGCGCUUCAGGCAAACGUGCUACACACUCCAGAUCGUGAUCUCAGUAUGGAGUGCGGUGAGACAGCCAGAUAGAUAGCAAUUGGCAAUUGGAUUCAGGUUUCGGGUGAUUGUCUGAUUAACUGGAAGAGCGGAUUCGACUGGCUCAGUGGCAGCAUCAAAGAAACGCAGGGAAGCCGAAAAAGGUGUGACCUUCAUCCGCUCGAAACACCUUCAAAUUGCCGUUAUAUCUGCUGCGAGAUUCGUGGACGGUUUCCGUCUGCAUCGCCCGCGAAGGCGAACCUAACGAUUUUGUCUAGCUCCGUCCGUGUGUAUUAGACUGGCGCUAAGAUCGAUAUCACAAAGACAGAACCCGUUUUUGACCAAGAACAACAACCCGUACAAGUGCAUAUAUAUAUACGUUCGAGGCAUUUGUCUGUGAUAAUGGCGGCAUUCUAUAUCGACUGGCCAGCCACCAGUCGACCGUUGAGCGACUGGUGGACAUUUCGUAAUCAAUAGGUGAAAUCGAGAACGACGUGUAAAGUGGCUUGAUGCAAUACAGUGGAAGAGAAUUAGUAUUCGAACUCGUAUCCGUUUAAGGCGUCUAACUUUAAGACGUCAUGGAAGCGGAAACGGUGUUUGUGCUGGCGAUCUUUUCUGUAUUCUUCGUGGUGGGAGCCUCUCUGUUUUACUAUGCGUGCUGUGUUACAGACAACGAAGAAGCAGUCAACAAGCUGAGGGAAUCCCUUAAAAGGAAACGGUCUCGAAGUUCCAUCAAAGUGGCCACUACGACAAGCUCACAGUUUCCUCACUCGAGUGCAAUUACUUCAGGCCCUACUUUACGUGAAAUGCAAUCUGUUGGCAUUCAGGUAGUCCCACCAACACCUGAAGUAUUUCAGCCACCUCCGGAGUUUAGUGAAGAUCCUCACUAUCCCUGUGCACAAGGGAGUUCAUCGAGUAUAACUCCUAACCGUACUCCGACCCCGGAGCCGCAGGAACAUCGUAACUCCAUCGAUUGUUCAAACCACUCGAACGUGCUUUCUGUCCUGCUGCAAGAGUAUCUCAAUAGCAUGGCCAAAGCCAAGGAAAAUGGCUAUUCGGCCACCAGCAGCGUUUCGGGCGUGUCCCUGACCGACUCGCCCAGGGUCGUCCAUCUCUAAAGAUGGCUGGCGAGUUGAUCAGCACCGUAGGACCACUCCUCGGCCAUAAAACAGAAGAGAGCCGUAUUGGUUGGUUGAUCUCCGAAAUUAAACAGAAAGAGUAACCAUCCACGGUAAAAACGUCCCUAUUUUUGCUUUUGGUCUGUAUCGUGUUUAGGGUUAAUCGUUAAUUAUGUAAUUAAGAAGAAGGGUUCAAGUCAAGAUGCGAUGGUUGUCGACGAACUGUUGGCAAACGAGUUGCUCAUACCUAUAUUGGGCGCUGACAUCGUCGUGUACGAGACAGCGUAAUUGAUCGUAAUUUCAAUAUUGUAAAUGGAAAUAUUGUAAUAUUUAGUAAUUUAGGUUAUUGUCCUAACUAUGUUGUUUAUCUAGGCCUUCACAAACAAAAUGCAUACUGUUGUGUAACAGGAUUACUUUGGCUAACAUUACUGUCUAUUUUUUUUAAAUUGUUACAAUCGUCAAUUUAAUUCAUAACAGCCGACGCGUGUCAGAUAGAUGAAAGCGGAUCAGAUAUUUACACCUAAUUGAUAUGUGUAAACGAAACAACGAGAAGAUAGAAACGUUGCAAGGGGACCAUGCUAUAAAGUCCUAUAUACAGAGACAUCUUAUGUAACCCUCUUCGCGAGCAGACUGAAAGCGAAAGACAGCCAAAUGUUUUGCAUUUAUUUUUCUGUUUUGUUGUGUUGUGAUACUGGCCGUGCCAACGGAGACAGCAUACAACCGAACCAGUGUUUUACGGCUUUGGAUUCGUUCGUUAACUAAGCUAUCAUCAUUAUUAGUCCUCGCUCACCGUAAGUCACGCAUCAGGCUUGCCCAAUUUCCCUAUAUUAUAUCCCACCCCCUAUCAACAAUUUGCACUAGUUGAAACGUCUCUAUAUACGUUCAUUAAAUCAGUAAGAAAUAUAAAAUCCCUUUUACGUAAUCCUAGAAAAGAACAAUCGAGAGUUGCCUGGGGCCGUUCGCUAAACGUCAUUAAAGCAGUAAAAUUUUGUCCUUUCGAUCGAAAAGAGAAGUCGUUGAAAGAAUAUUUCGACCGUUUUCUGAAGUCAUCAAUGACUCACCAAUCGCGCUAGACAAAGCCGACAGAGCACCAAUAGAAUGCGAUCCAGAUAUAUGAUGUCACGAACACGUUCCAGUCUCAGAUAACUUUUCAUUGUUCUGUAUGCCGCAUUUUGGGGCUUCCUGUUGGGUUAUUUCUUUCAUUUUUGAUAUCUCAUCAUUACGCAUUGUACAAAUGCAUUUUGUAGGCCAAGCAUGAUUAUCUCUCUAAGUAUCAAUAGCACAUAUCCGAGUACCUAGUACGAGAUAAGCUAAUCCGUAUCUCUACGCCUAAAUCAGGUCGAACCAGCUGUUUUAACAUGGACCACGUUACACAAUGAUACAUAUGCCCCCAUGUAUAUAUCUAGUGUAUAAGCAUAACGGUAGAAAAUCCAGCUAUAAUGUCGGAAGUUUUCACCGUACAAUACGACUGAGCCAGAAGACAAUGAUUCGAAGGUACAUAGAAACACAUGAAGAUGAUAUCAGCAGUUGUAAUAUUUAUGUUAUUCUUAGUGGAAAAUAAAAACAAGAACAGAAUAACUGUACUGUAUGAUGAA